This is a messenger RNA of Callorhinus ursinus (northern fur seal), 4816 nucleotides long. RefSeq names its product ADAM metallopeptidase with thrombospondin type 1 motif 12 (gene ADAMTS12). The record is from RefSeq and is a predicted model, not a curated record. Gene Ontology annotation, molecular function: metalloendopeptidase activity. Gene Ontology annotation, biological process: extracellular matrix organization; proteolysis. NCBI's taxonomy places the organism in Eukaryota, Metazoa, Chordata, Mammalia, Carnivora, Otariidae. Gene Ontology annotation, cellular component: extracellular matrix.
AUGCCAUGUGCCCAGAGGAGCUGGCUUGCAAACCUCUCCGUUGUAGCUCACCUCCUUAACUUUGGGGCCCUUUGCUAUGGGAGACAAGCUCAGCCAGGCCCGGUGCACUUCCCGGACAGGAGGCAAGAGCAUUUCAUCAAGGCCCUGCCUGAAUACCACGUGGUGGCCCCCGUCCGAGUAGAUGCCAGUGGGCAUUUUCUGUCCUAUGGCCUGCACCAUCCCGUCAGCACCAACAACAGGAGGAAGAGAGACUUGGAUGGCCCAGAGGAGCGGGUGUACUACAGAAUUUCGCACGAGGAGAAGGACCUGUUCUUUAACUUGUCGGUCAAUCAGGGAUUUCUUUCCAAAAGCUAUAUCUUGGAGCGGAGAUACGGGAACCUUUCCCAUGUGAAGAUGGUGGCUUCCUCGGCACCCCCCUGCCAUCUCAGGGGCACGGUGCUGCAACGGGGCACGAGGAUCGGGGCUGCGGCCCUCAGCGCCUGCCAGGGACUGACUGGGUUUUUCCGUCUACCAAAUGGAGACUUCUUCAUUGAGCCCAUCAAAAAGCAUCCCGUGGCUGAGGGAGAGUACCACCCACACAUCAUUUACAGGAAGCCGAGGCAGAGAGCUCCAGAGCAGGAGGAACAAGCCUGUGGAUUAAAGGACGGUCUUGCCACCUCCCAGAAGCUGGAGCAACAGCGAGAGAAGUGGGAGAGGAACCACUGGCCCAGCAGAGGCCUGUCGCGGCGUUCCAUCAGCAAAGAGCGAUGGGUGGAGACGCUGGUGGUGGCUGACACGAAGAUGAUUGAGUAUCAUGGGAGCGACAGCGUGGAGUCCUAUAUCCUCACCAUCAUGAACAUGGUCACUGGGUUGUUCCACAACCCAAGCAUUGGCAAUGCAAUUCACAUUGUUGUGGUUCGGCUCAUUCUACUUGAAGAAGAAGAGCAAGGAUUGAAAAUCGUCCACCAUGCAGAGAAGACACUGUCCAGCUUCUGUAAGUGGCAGAAAAGCAUCAAUCCAAAGAGUGACCUCAACCCGGCCCAUCAUGAUGUGGCUGUCCUCCUCACCAGAAAAGACAUCUGUGCUGGUGUCAAUCGCCCCUGUGAGACUUUGGGUCUGUCCCACCUGUCGGGAAUGUGCCAACCUCACCGGAGUUGUAACAUCAAUGAAGACUCUGGACUCCCUCUGGCUUUCACAAUUGCCCAUGAGCUCGGACACAGCUUCGGCAUCCAGCAUGACGGGAAGGAAAAUGACUGUGAGCCCGUGGGCAGGCACCCGUACAUCAUGUCCCGCCAGCUCCAGUACAACCCCACCCCACUGACGUGGUCCAAGUGCAGCAAGGAGUACAUCACCCGCUUCCUGGACCGGGGCUGGGGGUUUUGUCUCGAUGACAUCCCCCAAAAGAAAGGCUUGAAGUCCAAGGUUAUUGCCCCUGGAGUGAUCUAUGAUGUCCACCAUCAAUGCCAGCUGCAGUAUGGCCCCAAUGCCACCUUCUGCCAGGAAGUAGAAAAUGUCUGUCAGACCCUGUGGUGCUCAGUGAAAGGCUUUUGUCGCUCUAAGCUGGAUGCCGCUGCAGAUGGGACACGAUGUGGUGAGAAGAAGUGGUGUAUGGCUGGCAAGUGUAUCACAGUGGGGAAGAAACCAGAGAGCAUUCCUGGGGGCUGGGGCCGCUGGUCACCCUGGUCCCACUGUUCCAGGACCUGUGGGGCUGGAGCCCAGAGUGCAGAGAGGCUCUGCAACAAUCCUGAACCCAAGUUUGGCGGGAAGUACUGCACCGGGGAAAGGAAGCGCUAUCGUUUGUGCAAUGUCCACCCCUGCCGCCCGGACACGCCCACCUUCCGGCAGAUGCAGUGCAGUGAGUUUGACACCGUUCCCUACAAGAACGAAUUCUACCACUGGUUUCCAGUUUUUAAUCCAGCACGUCCUUGUGAGCUCUACUGCCGACCCAUAGAUGGCCAGUUUUCCGAGAAAAUGCUGGAUGCUGUCAUUGAUGGUACCCCUUGCUUUGAAGGUGGCAACAGCAGAAAUGUCUGUAUUAAUGGCAUAUGUAAGAUGGUCGGCUGUGACUACGAAAUCGGCUCCAAUGCCACGGAGGAUCGCUGCGGGGUGUGCCUUGGGGAUGGCUCUGCCUGCCAGACCGUGAAGAAGAUGUUUAAGCAGAAAGAAGGAUCUGGUUAUGUUGACAUCGGACUGAUUCCAAAAGGAGCAAGGGACAUACGGGUAAUGGAGGUUGAGGGAGCUGGAAACUUUUUGGCCAUCAGGAGUGAAGACCCCCAAAAAUAUUACCUCAAUGGAGGAUUCAUUAUCCAGUGGAAUGGGAACUACAAGCUGGCGGGGACCACCUUCCAAUAUGACAGGAAAGGAGACCUGGAGAGACUGAUGGCCACGGGUCCCACCAAUGAGUCGGUGUGGAUCCAGUUGCUGUUCCAGGUGACUAACCCCGGCAUCAAGUACGAGUACACAAUCCGGAAAGAUGGCCUUGCCAACGAAGUGGAAAAACUGGGGUAUUCCUGGCAGUAUGGCCGUUGGACUGAGUGCAGUGUAACAUGUGGGACAGGUAUUCGCCGCCAGACUGCCCAUUGUGUGAAGAAGGGCCAUGGGAUGGUGAAAGCUACGUUUUGUGACCCAGAAACACAGCCCAAUGGGAAACAGAAGAAGUGCCGCGAAAAGGAUUGUCCACCCAGGUGGUGGGCCGGGGAGUGGGAAGCAUGCUCAGCAACGUGUGGGCCCCACGGAGAGAAGAGGCGGACGGUGCUGUGCAUCCAGACCAUGGGCUCUGAUGAGCAGGCUCUCCCGGCUAAAGACUGCCGGCACCUGCUGAGGCCCAAGACCCUCAUUUCCUGCAACAGAGACAUCUUGUGUCCAUCAGACUGGACAGUAGGCAACUGGAGUGAGUGUUCUGUUUCCUGCGGCGGUGGAGUGCGGAUCCGCAGUGUUACGUGUGCCAAGAACCAUGACGAACCUUGCGAUGUGACAAGGAAACCCAACAGCCGAGCUCUUUGUGGCCUCCAGCAAUGCCCUUCUGGCCGAAGAGUUCUGAAACCCCACAAAGGCACGAUUCCCAGUGGGAAAAAGCUCCCAACAUCUGAGCCGGACCUCCUAAAACCCAUCCCUCCAACUCCACCCAGUCCCAGAACACUGAGCACGCCCACGGUGCCCAGGCCUGUGAGCACAAGCACUCGGGCCGUCAGCAGCCCCGGUCCUACCACAGCCCCCGGACGAGGAGACCUGGGUGCCAAACGGUGGCAGAAUAGUUCACACCAAACUGAACCGCGCUCCAAUUAUGUCCUUUCCACCGGAAGUACUUCCCAGCCCAUCCUCACUUCCUGGGCUUUGAGUAUCCAGCCAAAUGAAGAGAAUGUUCCCAAUUCAGACACUGCUCCUACCUCACAGGGAGACCUUUUCACCAUGACAGUGACUGGUGCUGAUUUGCCCUCUUCCAGCAAGCCUGUGACAUGGCAGGUGACUCCAUUUUACGAUACCUUGACCAAAGUGCCAGGGAUAGAGAUUCAUAGUGGCUCAGGGGAAGACGGUGAACAGUCUGAGAACAAAAAUGAAAACAACUCCGUAACAUGGACCAAAAUCAGAGUAGCUGGAAAUGAUGCUUCCGUGGUGAGAAGUACGGAAAUGCCCUUUGGGCCUCCACCAACACCUUAUCUCUGGGCGCCCUUCAGCACAGCCAUGGAAGGUCUGCUGCCCAGCCAAAGGCCUGCUACUCUCAAAAAUGGUGUGCCUGGCGCUGAGGGGAUGGUCACUGAAAAGCCAGCGAACACUCCAUUCCCUCUGGGAGGAGACCGCCGGCCAGCACCGACAGAACACACCGUCCGCCAUAGCCCUCCAGAACUUCCAAACGACGCCAAUCUAACGCAGGGUUCCGGACCAGUCCUGACCGAGGAAGAUGCUACAAGUCUGAUCGCUGAGGGGUUUUUGCUCAAUGCUUCGGAUUACAAGACGCUCUCAACAGGCGGCGGCGGCUCCGCAUACUGGAUUGCUGGAAACUGGAGUGAGUGCUCCACCAGCUGUGGGCUAGGGGCCUACUGGCGAAGCGUGGACUGUAGCACCGGGACGGAUUCUGACUGUGCCGCCAUCCAGAAGCCCGACCCCGCUAAGAGGUGCCACCUCCGUCCUUGUACCAGCUGGAGAGUGGGGUUGUGGAGCAAGUGCUCCAGAAACUGCAGCGGGGGCUUCCGGGUCCGGGAGAUCCAGUGUGUGGACAGCCGGGACCACCGCAGCCUGAGGCCGUUUCACUGCCAGUUCCUGGCCGGCAUUCGUCCCCCACGGAGCAUGAGCUGCAACGUGGCGCCCUGUGAGGAGUGGUGUGUGGAGCCCUGGAGCCAGUGUUCCAGGUCCUGUGGAGGCGGAGUUCAGGAGAGAGCCGUGACUUGUCCGGGAGGCCUCUGUGACUGGACGGAAAGGCCCACGCCCACGGUGCCCUGCAACAGCCACCCCUGUUGUCACUGGGCCACUGGAGACUGGGACCUGUGCACUGCUUCCUGUGGGGGUGGCUUUCAGAAGAGGACCGUCCAUUGCGUCUCCUCAGAGGACAGUACGACCGAAGACCGAUGCGUGUGUGAUCACGAACCCAGACCUGCAGAAUUCCGGAAAUGCAGCCAGCAGGCCUGCAAGAAGAGUGUUGAUUUACUUUGCACCAAGGACAACUUAUCAGCCAGUUUCUGCCAAACACUAAAAACCAUGAAGAAAUGUUCUGUGCCCACUGUGAGGGCUCAGUGCUGCUUCUCAUGUUCCCAGACACACAUCGUCCACACCCGAAGGCCAAGAAAGCCACAGUUGCUCAAAAACCCCAAAGCAUUCUAAGUCCAGAAGGAAGCCACCCCCC